GCUUUGUCACACUAAAACUUCGCAUGGACGACCAAGGUGGCGGCCGCGCAGCCUCCGCCGCGUCCAAGAUAUCAGCCACCAGUACGUCUGCCACUGUAGAUUCUCGGCGCGCAGAGCUAUCUCGCCUGUUCAUUGUCUGUGGACGCGACCGUAAAGUGGACGAGUUGCGUGCGCUCUUCUCGACGUGUGGAGCUAUUAAACACCUCCAUUUGGCGCUGGAUCGGAGUAAAAAGUCGCGGGUACGACGGCUGCUUCACUUGGCUUUAGUGUGUUGUCGUAACGCUCCUAUUGCUGUUUUCUGACGUGCUUAUACAGGGUUUCGCCUUCUUACAGUAUGAAGACCCGGCCAAUGCUGCCGCAGCAAUCGACAAGUUGGAUCACAUGAAGCUGGAAGAUGGACACAUCCUCAAGGUGACAGUCGCGAAGGAGCGACCAGUGGGUGGCAACGGCAAAUUGAAGCGGGAUCAGCACGCGCGACAGGAUCUGGACGAUCAAACUGAGGGAGGAGUUGGAGAAGAUGACGGGGGCAUCGAUGCACGGCUUCCUGGGAAGAGACAGCGGUCGAGGCCGCCUGUUUCCGCUCUCCCACUUGGCCCGAGUCGAGUGACGCCAGCUUUGCUACCGGAGAACCGCUGCCUGGAGGGAUUUGGACGAGAUACUGUGAUUGCUGGUCAACUGUCAUUACCGACUGUGCCAGUGUGCAAGGACGAAUCGAUGCAGCCUGAUGUGGACCUGAAACAAGUGGAGCAAGUGAUGUUUGCAAUGCUUCUUACAGUGGAGCAAACCGAAACGCAGAACAAAGCGAGCAGUGAACUAUUUGCUGCUUACGGAGUGGUGUCUGAUCGAGAGAGUAAACAUAGACGUGGAGGCAAUUUAAGUGUCGUUGUUCCGGGAUCAAAAGACGAAGAAGAAAACACGACCGAGUCACUAGCAUCCAGUAUUCGGUCCGUGUCGCUGGCUUCCACGCCAAUGACCACUCGAGGGUCUCCGUUUGCUACAUUGCGCACACCAAGAGUGACACCAAGAGAAGAUGUUGUCAUGUCACCACCCCGCUCUAAACAUCAUCUACGCAGACGGCGACAGAGUCUGGAUGGCAGCGAUUCCAAUGCAGAAGACGGAUCUGACGGCCGCCGUAAACGCAGUAACACCACAAACUCACCUCCUCCAACGAUCAAAGCCCAGAUCCGAGCCAAUACUCAACUCUUGUCCCCGCCGAGAAAACUGUCCGACCGAAGUGACAUUAGCCUGUCACCAGACGACCUGAAAGCCGAGAUAAUAUCGAAGAAACUUUGUAAGCGACAGUCGCCGGAUAACGCAAUAGAGGAGCCGUAUCGACUAGCCAAGCAGCAGGCAACGCAGGAGAGACGAGAUCUUGAUGGUGGCAUCGUAGAUCGAGGGCCUGGACGACCUAGUAUUGCUGAUGUAGAUACAAGCUACGGACACGAUCGGGACGUAAAACUCGAGCUCAAAUCGGAACCAGCUGAGCCGACACGGACUAAAUUGUUUUUCACGUCCACGUAUAAGUUCACAGAGCAGGAGCUUGAAGCGAUGUUUGCGGUAUAUGGUAAUUUUGAGUCAGCGGAGCUCGUCAAAAGUUUUGGACGCGUAAAAACCAUGGCGUACAUCCGUUAUUCAAAGCCUUAUACUGCAGCAUUCGUGGUCAAGUCUUUUCGAGAAGAAACGUAUCAGGCUGAUGAAGACCCAGAACGGCCGGAAUUCAUGACGCUAUCGUUCGCACACGAUACACGCGACGUGCAUUUGCAGCACCAAGCCAAACCAGCACAGCUCCACGCGAACAGAGGUUUAGAUUGCUCUUCCGAUUUAUUUUCCAGUCUCGCUCCAACGAACAAACCAGCGUCCACCACGUCCGCAUCCAUGUCCUCUGCUGGGAAAGAGCGUCUCUGGGUGUUGCUGCUGUACGAUCGGUUCUUGGCGACACAUAUGCUAUCCUCCGUUGUGUCGUCCUUUUCGGGGAUGGAAUUUAUGGACAUCAAGGUCGUUAAGAGUACUGGUGAGGCUCAAGGAGUGGCGUUCGUGAAGUUUGAUAGCGAGGCGAACGCUGCACAGGCAGCACUUCAACUCCACCAAAUGGAGCUGCCUCUCGGUUCAGGGAAGUUCUUACAGGCGAUAGUGAUUCUGGCACCAAGUCUGUUUACCACCACCCAUGGUAGCAAUUCACUCGGCACCAACGAGUCCAUGCGACUCGAUCACACAACAGACGAACGUGUUGUAACUGGAUCAUCCGAAGAUGUCGAUUUGCGCGCUGUCGAGGCCCGUUUCGCGCAUUUGAUGCGAAGCACUGAGUAUCCUUACACCAGAGAGGGACAGUAUUUCCACCACUACUCUUCCAUGCCGUCACCUAGAGGAGCAGCACCGAGUGACCAAGUAUCGCCGAUGGCAGGAGACGUGUAUCCGCCGCAUUCCGGUGGCUUUCACGGGACACACCCAGGUAUGGAAUAUUAUCCGAUGCAACUGGUGGCGUAUCCUCCACCUCCACCUCCGCCUCCACAGCAACCUUUUCAACCCUAUGCAAACUUCGGAGGAUCGGGGAAUUAUCAUCAACUACCGCAGCACCAAGGUUUUGGAGGAAAUCCGUCUGGAUGGAUGGAUGCCGGCCCGUAUUACCAAGGCGGGGUGCCCCAGUAUCCGUUUUCGUGCGCACCAGAGCAAGAAAUGGCAUUUCCUGUCGCUGAGAAUGGCUUCAACGGGGUUAGAGUGAGUGAUUCGCUUGCUGGACCUCCCAAGCCACGCUCCUCGCGCUCGUCGUCUGAGCAAAUGGAUGUGGAGGAUGGCAACAGCAGCUGCAGUAGCCAGACGUCUUCUUGUAUUCACGUAUCAACCAACGAACCACUGGAGCUUGUUACGCUGGUUAGCGCUCUACAGGACUGUCCUGGGGUCGUGUCGUUUGCGAAGGAUGACGCUGCUAGCUCUGACUUGUCUGGGUACAUGGUGGAGUUCACUAACGAGAUGCAGGCUCAUGAGGCGCUGCUAACAUUGGACGGAUCAUUGUGUGGAGGUCAGAAGCUUCGAGUGGUGAAGGCAACAUCAAACAGGCAUCGAGGGGGAACAGGGGGUGGCGGCAAAGCGCGCACAGGUUCCGGACGUCGAAAACGACAGCGUGUUGACCCUCGAAGCCGAAAAUGACGUAGAGAGCCCAACGUGACCUUGAGGUUUUGGUUAAGUUGCUUAGUGUCGGAACUACAUGUCCUAGUGCGUAUUGUCAGAUUGGGGUUACGAAUUGAUUCACGUAGUGUGUGAAUUGGAUGAAUGCAGAACGGAAUAACUCAGGUAAGUGCUGGGUUAGACCGUCCCGCUCCAUUAUUCAGCUUGCACUUAAAUGAGAACGUUGUUUACAAGCGAAAACCAUAGAACAAGGUGAC
Molecule: messenger RNA, 3380 nt
Organism: Phytophthora nicotianae INRA-310
Lineage: Eukaryota; Oomycota; Peronosporomycetes; Peronosporales; Peronosporaceae
Exons: 5
Coding region: 382-3144 (920 amino acids)
Biological process (GO): mRNA splicing, via spliceosome
Cellular component (GO): ASAP complex; nucleoplasm; cytoplasm
Molecular function (GO): RNA binding
Source: RefSeq, a predicted model, not a curated record